Messenger RNA from Salvelinus namaycush (lake trout), 1946 nucleotides. Its product is annotated as succinyl-CoA:3-ketoacid coenzyme A transferase 1, mitochondrial-like. Gene Ontology annotation, biological process: ketone body catabolic process. Gene Ontology annotation, cellular component: mitochondrion. Lineage: Eukaryota; Metazoa; Chordata; Actinopteri; Salmoniformes; Salmonidae. Bases 54 to 1649 code for a protein of 531 amino acids. The record is from RefSeq and is a predicted model, not a curated record. The transcript is spliced from 17 exons. Gene Ontology annotation, molecular function: succinyl-CoA:3-oxo-acid CoA-transferase activity.
CUGCAAACCUCCACCACUCAGUUUUCUGAAAGACUGACAGACAGAUUCUGAAAAUGGCGUCCUUCAGAAUUCUGUCAAAAUCAGAGCAAUUUCAUAGAAACAUAUCUUCAGUGAGAAGACAAAAAGGAAUACUGUCUAUGCAGUAUGGCAAGUGUGUUGCUCACCCUCGGGUGUGUGGCUGUUACUUCUCCACCUCCUGCCCCAGGGAUGCCCGUUUCUUUACCGACCCCACAGAGGCAGUGAAAGACAUCCCAGAUGGCUCCACUCUACUGGUCGGAGGGUUUGGUUUAUGUGGAAUACCCGAGAAUCUGAUUGGGAGUUUAUUGAAGACUGGAGUGAAAGGUAUCACAGCAGUCAGCAACAACGCUGGCGUGGAUAAUUUUGGUCUUGGUCUGCUGCUGAGGACCAAGCAGAUCAAGCGGAUGAUUUCCUCCUACGUUGGGGAGAAUGCAGAGUUUGAGAGACAGUACCUUUCAGGGGAACUGGAGGUGGAGCUAACGCCUCAGGGUACCCUGGCAGAGAGGGUACGUGCCGGCGGUGCUGGGGUCCCUGCCUUCUUCACGCCCACUGGGUAUGGUACACUGAUCCAGGAGGGAGGCUCACCCAUCAAAUACAACACAGACGGCAGUGUGGCCAUCGCUAGCAAGAAGAGAGAGGUGAGGGAGUUCAAUGGCAUCCACUAUGUCAUGGAGAGAGCCAUCACAGGGGACUUUGCUCUGAUCAAGGCCUGGAAAGCUGAUCGAGCCGGUAACAUUGUGUUCAGAAAAACAGCACGGAACUUCAACCAGCCCAUGUGUAAAGCAGCUAAAGUCACCGUAGUGGAGGUAGAAGAGAUUGUAGAUGUGGGGACCUUUGAUCCAGAAGAUAUCCAUGUCCCCAGCAUCUAUGUUGACAGGAUUGUGAAGGGGGCAGUCUAUGAGAAGAGGAUAGAGAAGAGAACGGUCCAGAAAGGCUCUAUGGAGACGCCCAAACCCAAGAGGAAGGCAGACCUGCUCCGAGAGAGGAUCAUCAGGAGGGCAGCACUGGAGUUCCAGGAUGGGAUGUAUGCAAACCUUGGUAUUGGGAUCCCCAUGCUGGCCAGCAACUUCAUCAACUCUGACAUCACUGUGCACCUACAGAGUGAGAAUGGACUUCUGGGCCUGGGUCCUUAUCCCACCGAAAGUGAGGUAGACCCAGACCUUAUCAAUGCAGGUAAAGAGGUUGUAACUGUGGUUCCUGGAGCCGCGUUUUUCUCCAGUGAUGAAUCAUUUGCUAUGAUCAGGGGUGGCCACAUUGACCUGACCAUGUUGGGGGCCAUGCAGGUGUCUAAGUAUGGGGACCUGGCCAACUGGAUGAUCCCGGGAAAGAUGGUGAAAGGAAUGGGAGGGGCUAUGGACCUAGUGGCAAGUGCAGGAACCAAAGUGGUGGUGACCAUGGAGCAUUCUGCUAAGGGGGACAAACACAAAAUCCUGGAGAGUUGUACUCUCCCACUGACAGGAAAGCAGUGUGUGGAUAGGAUCAUCACUGAAAAGGCAGUUUUUGAUGUUGACAAGGCCAGCGGCCUCACUCUCAUAGAGAUCUGGGAGGGGCUGACUCCUGAUGACAUCAGAGCGUGCACUGGCACAGACUUUACUGUGUCCCCAAAUCUAAGACCAAUGCAGCAGAUCUGAACCCAGUGACUCCAAACCUUUCUGCAGUGCACAGAAUCCUUCUUUUAACAUUCCACAUGACCAUAGUGCUACAAAUGCAUGUACACAACACAACUCUGGGAGAAAGGUAUAAAUAGGCCUGCAGACUUGAAGGUAUUGACAGUUAGGAGUCAGUCGGCUACAACGUGCCUGUGACUUACAAUAGAAUCAGCUUGCUGAAGUCUAGGCCUACAAUGCAAUGACUGGUCAUUCAAAGCUGUACAUGGUAUGAUCCAUGGCAGAUUGAUUUACUCUUUUAAAAUGGCAUAACUAAAUUUG